CUGAUAUUUGACAAUUAUUUUUACUACCAUCUUUUAAAUCCCUCAUCCUCCUUCUCUCCAGAAAAGAGAACACAAAACGACAACGUUUAACCAAACACCACUCGACUCUUUCGGACAUCCUCUUCCUUGUCUUCUGUGUUUAACAGAUUUAGAUUUUUCCCACACAAUGCCCUAAAAAAAAAUAUCUCAAAUCAACAUCUCUUUUCAAAAAACAAAAAACCCUAAUUUCAAUCUCUUUCUCUUUGAUCUCUCAAUCCUCUUGAUAAUGGCUUCCUCCUCCAUCCCCGUCGCUAACCACCACUCUCCCUCCUCCGACGACGCUUCUCCGGCCCCUGAAACCAAAAAUCCCUCGGAAGAUCCCACUUCGCUGAGGAGAACGAGGCCUUCACGCGCCUGCACUGUCAGGGCGCAGCAGCGGCUCCAAGAGCAGCAAGCUGCGGAGAGAAAGGUCAGGCCUUUGAAGAAGGAGUUUAAACGUGAGGUUGAGGAAGAAGAAGAUGAUGAUGAUGAGGACGAGGAAGAGGAAGAGGAAGAUGAGAAUCCACGGCAAUGCGUUGGAGGAGGAGGGAGUUUAGGCAAAAGCAAAAUAGUUACUUCACUCGUUCAGCCACCGGAGGCUUCGCAGAUGCCGCGGUGGAAUCUUAGGUCUAUGUGGGAACUUGCUUCCGUCCUCAACUUCUUGCAUGUUUUUAGGCCGCUUUUGAAGAUCAAUGCGGAGUUUUCAGCUGAGGAGUUUGAGACGGCUUUGCUCAAUCCUAACGAUACUUUGAGUGACAUUCAUAUUCCUCUGUUAAAGGCCAUUCCUCCUGCAACGAGAACGGCCCUCACACGUGAUACCUGGGUCACUGUCUUGUGCAGGAAAAUUAGAGAUUGCUGGCAUUGGUUCGCCGAAGGGGACCUUCCUAUUAUUGCCUCGCAAGGGCGGGAGAUUGAAGUAUACAAAUCUCUUGAUCCAGCCAUUCGUGUGGUGAUUUUGAAAGCUUUAUGUGAUAUUCGUGUUGAGCAAGAUGAUAUCAGGAGCUACAUUGACAACUCCCUUAAAACUGGUGUUCAUUUGUCAGCUUUUCGUAAAGAUCGCGUUGGGGGUGAUUCACAUGGAGUUAAUUUUUGGUAUGAGGAUGAUCCCUUAGUUGGUCACCGUUUAUAUCGGGAAAUAAGGAAGGUAGAGGUGGCCAAGGUCAAAACGAAGGGUUCCAAGAUUCUUCCUAACGUAACAUACCAAUGGGAAACUGUUGCCACUAAUUUUGAUGAAUUCCAAGAUGUUUCUGAGAAACUUAAUUCAAGCAGUAGUAGAAUUGAGGUUUCUCUAGGGAAGAAGUUAACGAGAGAUAUGCUUCCCGAGAUAGAAAAAGAACACAAGAGGAAAGAAAAAUUAUUGAAAAAGCAACAUAGACAGGCUCUUCUCCUUGAUAACUAUUUAGUUGUUGACGGUCUUGGUGCUGGCCGUUCUCUCCGUGACAGGAAGCGAGUUAGAUACACUUUUGAUGAUUAUGAUAGGUCGAUAAAUGAAGCUAUCAAGAUAACAAAGAAGAAACAUCCAUCACUAGAAGAACCUUUUCUCCACAGAAGAGAAUCAGCCAGAUUGGACGCUCUUGCGAAUGGCACUUCGACAAGUUCAACCCACCCUACUGAGCCUGUGAACGAUACAGCAUCUGCAGGAUCUUCUGAUUUUGCUGACUCUGAUGAGUUCGAUGAGCAGAGAGAUGAAUCCAUGGACAGAAGUAACAGGCGCAGACAACGGCCCCAGAGGUAUUCAGCUACGGACUUUGUUGAAACUGUUUCAGACAAUGAUGCAGAAAUUGAAAGCGAUGAUGACAUUGUUGGGGAAGCAGUUUAUGAUGAAGAAUAUCUGAAGAAGCGUAAACAGAAGAAGUUAUCUAGUGGUUCUGAGGGAGAGGAAGAGAAUGGAGAUGAAGAGUACAAAUGGGAUGAAGACAAUGCCGAGUACGAGGAGGAGGAAGAAGAAGAAGAUGAAGAUUCCUUAAGUGGUAGCGAAGAAGAUAGUGAUGAACCCCGGAGAGGUAAGAAAAUGCCACGGAGAGAAGCUAAGUCAAGAUCAAGGUCAAGGUCAAAUAAUUUCCAGCCAGGCCUGAGACGUAGUAAAAGAGCCACAAGAAUCGAUUACCAACAAUAUGAGCUCUCAGAGUCAGACAAAGAAGCACCAGGAGCGGCUAAACGUAAACGAUUGGUUGAGCCAGAUGAACAUUCUGAUGAAUCAGGGAAUGGGAAUUUCACAAUGGGAAGUGAGGGCUCGGAAGAAAAUGCAAAUGACCCUGAAACAGAAUCUGCUGAAGAGGAAGAAGAGCCCAGAGAGGUCAAUGACAAUGCAGAGAAAACUAAUGGUACAGAGAAUAAUAUUCAACUGAACAAAUCAAACGGCACAGACCAAGAAGAAGUUGAGGGUGUAGUAGGCAAAAGGCAUUACCUCGAUUUAAACGAGCUUGCUCCUGUUUCUGGUUUUGAUGAUGGUCCAAGUACAGCUUUGAAGGAUGAUGAUAAGACAGACAAUCUAUAAACAAGACAUAGAGACUUCUCUUUGCCGUCUUAAAGCUCCCUCUGGUCAAUCACCAUUGUUGUAUGAUAAGCAAGAUUUUUACGAGUUAUAUCUGGCAGAAACCCCUUCCAGAGAAGUUGAACGGUAAUCUGCAUUCAAGCAUAUAUCUGCCUUGUUGUUCUUAAGUUAUUCAGGCAAACUCGGCUGAUAAGUGAAGUGGAGAAUGUUGGAGAGGCCUAAGAAAAGUAUGUGUAGAUUAGUUUAGUCAUUUUUUUUCUUACCCUGAAAAGGAAACAAUGAAGAGGGUGAACCAGAGAUUCCUAAGAGCUGUUGGUUAUGGAGUGUUAUUAUUAGUGUACACUUAACUUUUGUAUUAACCUUAUAAACACGUUCAUGGUCUCUUAGAUUUUGGUAAAACUACGCAGCUUUGAGACUUUGUU
Molecule: messenger RNA, 2934 nt
Organism: Eruca vesicaria subsp. sativa (arugula)
Lineage: Eukaryota; Viridiplantae; Streptophyta; Magnoliopsida; Brassicales; Brassicaceae
Source: the annotation of a GenBank genome assembly